AGGGGUGGCAUCUCUUUCUAUCCUCCACGUUUGUCCUUCCUGCACUUCGAGGGCCUGCGGAUCUCUCCGCAGCAGUCUCUGCGCCCGGCGUAUCUUCUUACCAACCGACUGGCUGAUCUCCCCACCAAGGGGCUCCUUCAGCGCGUCUCUGGGCGAUUCUAGACCGUCGUUAGUCCAAUGUGCCACCUGUGACGCCCGCUCCUGACUUCUUCGACUCCUCUUUUCCCCAUCCAACCGUCUCUCCUUAAAGUUUAACACUCAAGGUCCAAGACCUUGCACUUCAGCCAGCAUGAGGGUUUCUUUGCUGGCGUGGUCUCUUCUCUCUCUUGCCUCUAUUCCGACACUAGCCGCCCCAUCGAAUGAUGUCUCCCCGAACCACCAUCUCGUAAAGAGAAGCGACGUGAAGUCGGAGGUGCAGUCGACUACGUUCAAUGGCAUUGAGGUUCCACCUAUGAAGGCCUUGGGACCUGAUAACUUCGACGAAACUGUCAAAGAUGGUUACUGGUUCGUGAAACAAUACUCUCCGUCAUGCCCGCACUGCCAAAAGAUUGCUCCCACAUGGCAGACUCUGUAUGAAUAUUACUACACCUCCGACCCUUUGUCCUCGUCAUCAUCCAAGUCACCCGAAACCGAGUCCCUGAACUCCUUCCAUGGCUUCUACAACUUCCAUUUCGCGGAGAUGAAUUGUCUUGCACAUGGCGAUCUCUGUCGGAAACUCGACGUCAAGUAUUUCCCCACAUUUGCCCUGUACCACAAUGGUGAACUGGUUGAGCAGUACACUGGAAAGAAAAGCAUGGAAGCGCUCAGCGAAUACGUUGAGGACAAGCUGGAGCAGAUCAAGCCUGGGUCACGGCCUGCGCAAGGCCUGAACCUUCCCAAGCCGGGCGACAAAGGGGUGGACACCAAGGCUGAGCCGGAGACUCCUGUUGCUAAGGACAAGGAUCGUGAGGCGGGCGCCAAAGCUGGAGAAAAGCAUAACGAGCAGGCUGCGCAACUGGCCGCCGAAGAUGAACCCACUGAGAAGACAUCAUUCAAAUCCAAGCCCAAACCGAAGUCGGCCCCAGCAAACCCUCAGGGUAUCUCUGUUCCUCUCACCGCAGAAAGCUUUCAGAAACUUGUCACUACCACUCGGGACCCUUGGUUUAUCAAGUUUUAUGCGCCAUGGUGCCACCACUGUCAGGCCUUGGCUCCGAACUGGAGGGAAAUGGCCAAGGAAAUGCAAGGUGUUCUCAACGUUGGAGAAGUGAAUUGCGACACGGAGUCCCGGCUUUGCAAGGAUGCUCGAGUCAGCGCCUUCCCGACGAUGUAUUUCUUCCGCGGCGGUGAGAGGGUUGAGUACACCGGUCUUCGUGGCCUUGGAGAUCUCAUCAGCUAUGCCAAGACGGCUGUUGAUGUGGGAUCCGGCGUGCAGGAUGUCGAUGCCACCACUUUUAAGGAGUUGGAGGAGAAAGAAGAUGUUAUCUUCCUAUACUUCUAUGAUCACGCGACCACCUCGGAGGACUUUGAAGCUCUGGAGCGUUUGACCCUUAGCUUGGUCGGCCAUGCCAGGCUUGUCAAGACGAACAGCGCUGCUCUUGCUGAGAGGUUCAAGAUUUCGACCUGGCCACGCCUUCUUGUGUCUCGUGAUGGCCGUCCCAGCUACUACAAUGCUCUUGCUCCUAAGGACAUGCGCGACUUCCGCCAGAUUUUGAACUGGAUGCGCACUGUGUGGCUGCCUAUUGUACCCGAACUCACCGCCUCUAACGCACGGGAGAUCAUGGACGGCAAGUAUGUGGUUCUUGGUAUUCUGAGCCGGAAGCACUCGGAUGAGUUUUUACAAUCCAAGAGAGAGCUCAAGAAUGCCGCCCUGGAAUGGAUGGACAAGCAAACGCAACUGUUCCAGUUGGAGCGUGCAGAGCUGCGCGAUGCCAAGCAGCUGCGGAUCGAGGAAGCCGAAGACCGUAACGACCAGCGUGCCCUACGCGCAGCCAAGAACAUGCGUAUCACAAUUCGUGAAGACGACAAGAAGCAAGUCGGCUUCGCCUGGAUUGAUGGUGAUUUCUGGGAAAGGUGGCUGAGAACCACAUAUGGUAUCGACGUUGAGAAUGGCGAGCGCGUGAUUAUCAAUGACCAAGAUAACCGACGCUAUUGGGACACAUCUUCCAGCGGUGCAUCCAUCAUGGCCUCCCGGACUUCUAUCCUUGAGACCAUCCCCUUGGUCAUCGCAAACCCAUCGAAGCUUACACCGAAGUCCACCGUGGGUACCUUUGAGUCUGUCUUCUUCUUCACUCGGUCUUUCAUCAGUGGCCACCCGAUCAUUUUCUUCAUCCUUCUGACCCUGUCGGUUGCUGGAGCCACAAUUGUGGCUCGAGGACGAGCUGCUAGACGUGGGGGCCGUGGUGGCAUUCUCGGAGUCACCGGUAACACUGGCGGCGGUUUCUUCAAUCUCGAUGGAAAGGAAGGUCUUCUGAACGGCGGUUCCACGGGCAAGGUAGAUUGAUUCUGUUAGGGGUAUUGUACAGUUACAUUAUUAUAUUUCUUCCUCACCCCUAAUUUCGUGUCUAUCUUUGACUUUUACUGGUUUGUUUCACAUUUGCCGGAAUCUCUGGUUUCUUGAUAUCGCUUUCUUUUUCUUCUUUGAGUGGUGUUUAAAUAGGGCCCUGUUGUACGCAGUCUCCUUUGAUCCUUCCUUUUUUUUGGGUAAACAAUACGUAGAAGGGGGAAAAGUGCGCAUAAUGUGUCGAUGCUUGGGAUUCGCAAGCUUGCUCUGCGUGGUACUGUCCGCUUUAUUACCGUAGCCCAACUGCUACUGAUGAAUCAGAAACACUACGCUGCUUGUAGCAAUAGCUGGAUUUAAGGUCCAUGACAGUUUGCUUGUUUUUACCUGCCUUUCAAUAUGC
Molecule: messenger RNA, 2879 nt
Organism: Aspergillus ibericus CBS 121593
Lineage: Eukaryota; Fungi; Ascomycota; Eurotiomycetes; Eurotiales; Aspergillaceae
Product: putative disulfide isomerase
Exons: 4
Coding region: 290-2479 (729 amino acids)
Cellular component (GO): endoplasmic reticulum
Molecular function (GO): protein disulfide isomerase activity
Source: RefSeq, a predicted model, not a curated record